Molecule: messenger RNA, 204 nt
Organism: Macrosiphum euphorbiae (potato aphid)
Lineage: Eukaryota; Metazoa; Arthropoda; Insecta; Hemiptera; Aphididae
Source: the annotation of a GenBank genome assembly
CCUGGGGUGGUGUGGAAAACAGCAUCCACGGACGGACAAGCGGACGGACGUACAUCGAUGACCGACUGUCGGGAGGCAAGAUCGGGGAUUUCGAAGGUUGAAGGCGAAUAUCGGUCCUUUUCGGUCACCGUCACCGGGGUUGACACCCGGUGCCCGUUCGCCUUCAGAUUCCGGCGUGAGGACGGUUCUGCUCGGUUUUCGUGA